UUUAAUAAGAAAAUAAAUCCUCACUGUUAUAGUUUGUCUCACGCUUGUUUAACGAAGAAUUAAUGUCGUUUUAUUUUCGAUCGAUUAGAUAUCGCGAACAUUCGCAAACAAACAUUAGAAUAUUAUUUUAAUAAAUAUCGGCAAAUAACAUUCGGAUUCCGGGUCAAUCGAUAAAAUCUCGUCUUGUCGACCUUAUGCAGUAUUUUAUUAUGCCGAGCUCAAGAAUCGAUUUUUAGUUUGUGGGAUAUGAUUAACCUUAUUACAAAAGGAUUUGCAAUGGCUAAUGUGACAUGCGAAUACGACAACAGCAUCGGCAGCAACAGUGGAAAUCUAUCCCUGUCCGGGAAUGUCCAGCAACAACUGGACAGUGUAACUGCAUGCCGACGUGUUCGGCGAUCGGAAGCUACCUUGCGUCAGGCGGCCGAAUGUGUCUCACGCGGAGAAACUUUUCAAACUGUUAGCGAUAUGUUCAACAUUCCGAUCUCCACUAUUAGAUUCUACAUGGCUCGGAAAGGGAUCCUACCUCGCCGGAAACGUGGCCGAACGGCUAUUGUACCGUAUGUUAUAGCCGGUGGCAGUCAGAUAUCGAAUUCGAUAAGUUUCUCCAACAACAGUACUUCACAGAGCACGACGUGUCAGCAGCCGUUACUGGUACAGAAUCGUAGUCGUUCGGAAAGUCCUACGGAACCGCCUUAUCAUUUCGCCAACUAUAAGCUACCCGAGCUGAAACCAAAACUUGUUUAAAACUAAACUAGACCGCGUAAUACAGUAUUAUAGCUUUUGAAUUCACUGCUUGCACCUAUGAAUACUCUAGAAGGAAUGAUACCGGUGCAUCGGUUUCGAAAACUAUUGAUGAAACAAAUCACUCAGGUGGCGUUUCAAAGAACACGUACAACGGAUGGAACAGUAAUUCAAAAAAGUAGUUUUCUGGUAUACAUAGAUAUUCUUUUUGUGGUUUCGGGUGUUAAAAUUGAAUCGAUACAGUAAGUAGUUAAAGUAGUUUUAUUUUUGAGAAUACUGAAAUGGGAAUUAUUUAUCACAAAAACAAAUAUUUACGAUCAUACCAUUUAUGUACAGACCUUCACAAAUUAUAGACAUCUGGCUUAGAAUAAAUUUCACUCAAAAAGUUUGGAAUGAUUCGAAUCAACAUCUGGAAAAUGAUCAACAUAUAACAAAUUUCAAUAAAGGUGGUAAUUUGCUAUUUCCAUCAAUACAAACCCAUCUUCAGGCGUGUUCCGCGAGACUUGGAUAGUGUACCUGAACAUUACGGCUAGUAGACUCUACCUUUCAGCAGUAUUUUCUUUUGAGACAUGAAAAAAACUUAGUUAAGGCUGAUGAACGCAGCAGAUGCGGUAGAAUUAAAUAAAGAUUGUAUAAUCCGAUCAUGUGCGCAAAUAUGUUUUUUACUGCUAAGCCAAAAUUUAAGUUAGAAUAUUCAAAGAUUUUGUCAAUAUUGCAUAAAAACAGGCGAGGGUGAGUAAAGCUUGCCAUUCAAAUUAUGUUGUUAGCAGGUUACAUCAAUGAUAUGUGCAAUAAUAACUUUCAACAUAUGUAUUGAUUUAAUUAUCUUAUAUAUUUUUAUAUUUACUUAAAUUUUCUGCACAAUUCUCGAAAAGGAUGUAAAAUACUAAGUUUUAAAAUAAAAUACAUACUUAAACAUAGACAGUAAGAAUACUUGUAG
This is a messenger RNA of Malaya genurostris, 1681 nucleotides long. RefSeq lists its product as uncharacterized. The coding region runs from base 247 to 744 and encodes 165 amino acids. The record is from RefSeq and is a predicted model, not a curated record. The transcript has 3 exons. Lineage: Eukaryota; Metazoa; Arthropoda; Insecta; Diptera; Culicidae.